ACGACUUGUCUAUCCAGAUCAACAGCCGUUACGUUCAAAGAGGUGUUCGAGUGGUUCAGGUUCUAGCUCGGAUUCUUCGGGCUCAGACUCGUCGUAUGCGGUGUCGAUAUCGUCGUAUGAGACUGGGAGGGAGGUGUUUGAUGAUCUCGAGGAUGGGGAUGGGUAGGUUUCGGAGUCUUUGGAGAAUACAAGGCUGUAUGUGGUCGAAGAUGGUAGCAAUGAAAUGGAGACGGAGAUAGGUCAUGCAAUAAAUUGUGUCCAUUGGCUGAAAUCUCUCCAUGAUCAGGCGCGCUAAAUUGUUCCAAUUUGACGCUGCUUCGUCCGAGUGGAAAGAAAGAGGUACUGGAGAUGUUCGUCUUCUAGUACACAAAGAGACGAAGAAGAUGCGACAAAACUUAGAAGGUCUGCACAAAUUACUCCGGUGCGUGACUUUUUUUCUUUCUGCCGACAUGCGUCUGCAACCCAACAUUGGAUCCGAUCCAUCAUGGGUUUGGAAGGUUGCUGCUGAGUACUCUGAAACCCCACCGACGUCGGAGACGCUUGCUAUCUGA
Molecule: messenger RNA, 551 nt
Organism: Lentinula edodes (shiitake mushroom)
Lineage: Eukaryota; Fungi; Basidiomycota; Agaricomycetes; Agaricales; Omphalotaceae
Product: Ran binding domain-containing protein
Exons: 3
Coding region: 279-551 (90 amino acids)
Biological process (GO): intracellular transport
Cellular component (GO): nuclear pore; cytoplasm
Molecular function (GO): GTPase activator activity
Source: RefSeq, a predicted model, not a curated record